Molecule: messenger RNA, 1236 nt
Organism: Miscanthus lutarioriparius
Lineage: Eukaryota; Viridiplantae; Streptophyta; Magnoliopsida; Poales; Poaceae
Source: the annotation of a GenBank genome assembly
AUGGGGCCGUACAAGUUGCAAUUUCUGCUGCCAUCUUUCUUGAUACUCUCUUGCUCAGGGUUUUGUUGCAGGACUAGACUGUUUCGGUCGAUGUUGCGACUGUAUUGCAGCUGGCAACUAGUGACAACUGCUUCUCGCAAUGAAAUAAUGAGGCUUCAGACCUUUAGCGAAGGGCAAAUACUGUUGAGCCCAAUCCCUUGGGGAUCAAUUGUAUCGGAUGGAGAUAUGCCUCGCUAUGAUGACCGCUAUGGAGGCACGCGCUUGUAUGUUGGCAGAUUGGCCCCUCGUACUCGUUCCCGCGAUUUAGAAUAUCUGUUCGGCAGAUAUGGAAGAAUACGAGAAGUGGAGUUGAAGCGCGACUAUGCAUUUAUUGAGUUCAGUGAUCAUCGUGAUGCUGAUGAGGCUCGAUACCAACUAGAUGGCAGGGAUGUUGAUGGGAGUCGCAUUGUUGUUGAGUUUGCCAAAGGGGUCCCAGGUGGGCCAGGUGGUUCACGUGAAUAUAUGGGAAGAGGCCCUCCACCAGGUACAGGUCGCUGUUUCAACUGUGGAAUUGAUGGUCAUUGGGCAAGAGACUGUAAGGCUGGUGACUGGAAAAACAAAUGCUACCGUUGUGGAGAAAGAGGGCAUAUAGAAAGAAAUUGCCAGAACAGUCCUAGGAGUGUCAGGCAUGAAAGAAGUUACUCACAGUCCCCAUCUCCACGCCGUGGAAGGGGUCGCAGUCCAAGCUAUAGCAGAAGCAGAAGCAGGAGCAGGAGCAGGAGCCGGAGCUAUAGCCGAUCGAGAUCCCUGUCUGGAUCUCCUAGGGGAGGUCGCCGGGACCGUGACGAUAGGAGAUCAAGGAGCCUUAGCUACAGCAGGAGCCCCAUGCGAUCUGCCUCGCCACCUCCAAAGGAAAAGGAGCGCAGCCCCACACCUGAUGGAAGCAGGAGCCCAAGGAGUCGCAGCCCCCAGGAUCAGGUGAUGAGCCCACCACCAAAGGAUAAUGGCGAUGGCAAUGGUUCAGACCGUGGCGACAGCCCCAAAGGGAGGGAAAACAGCAGCAGCAGGAGCAGGAGCAGGAGCCGCAGCCCAUCCGGUGGUAACCGCAGCCCUGCAGCUAAUGGGCAGAGCCCGAGUCCUGGAGGUGACCGUAGCCCAAGCCCCAGGGCUGACCAUAGCCCAAGCUCCAAGGGCAAUGGUAACAACGAUGAUGAUGCUGCCGGCGGUGGUUCCCCAGCAGGAAGCAAGUCACCUUGA